Messenger RNA from Porites lobata, 1497 nucleotides. NCBI's taxonomy places the organism in Eukaryota, Metazoa, Cnidaria, Anthozoa, Scleractinia, Poritidae. The record is from the annotation of a GenBank genome assembly.
UACUGCCAAAAUGACUGAGAAAAAGGAGGAGUUUUUGCGCAUAAGCGGUGAUUUAGACUUCCAAAGUCGUAGUGAUUCCAUUUUUGGUUCUCUAGACAACCUUGAACCCGAGCAAAAAAGUGAAACAGAGGCAAAGCCUCAUGGCCCCCGAGCACCAAAACACGUUCCAGAUCAUGUUUUGCAUCCUCAGAAAUGGACCAAAUAUAGUCUCGAGGAUGAUGGAACUGAAAAAAGUACUGGGUAUGUCUGGGGAAGCCUUAAACAGGCAUGUGGCUCUAUCCUUUCUGGAUGACAUCCGUAAAAGAAAAGAAAACCCAUCCAUGAACUCAGAAUCGGAAUCAGACGUUGUAAUGACUGAAAAACAUGUGUUCUCAAAAUCAGCGAUCAAGCAUAAGAUGGAGAUUGAUGAAGCUCCUUUACAGUCACAGAUUGUGGAAGGUGUCAAUAUCAUGAAAGAGUAUGUGGUAGGACUAUCUCCUGCAAAGACAACUAGAAGAGAAUACAAAAAACUCUCUGGUGAUAAAAAGCUGAACUCCUCAGGUGAAUCCGUAAGUCUCGGUCACUUGGAGGAGAAGGAAGUGGGUGAUAGUGAUUCAGAUAUCUCAGCAGGUGUUUCAGAACCUGUUGAGGAACAGCAUGAGAAAGUGAAGUUUGCCAAAAGAAAAGUAAAGAAACGCAGUGGACUACGUGAACACAAAUCAGCAGCAGUUGAUGAAUAAUCUGCUGUGUUUGCACAGUAAAAUAAACUGUACAUGGUUUAAAGCAAAAGAUUUGCAUCUUACCAAGAUUUAGUGCUGUCUUACUUGACUUCUUUGUAAAAACAAAGAAGAGGCUCUGAUUCCAUGGCGUUUCUUUUUGAAAAAACAGUGGUAACUCACUUUGCUUGCAUUGUAACACAUACACACAACAGAAACAAACAAAGAUGACUAAUCUUAUCAUUAGAACAACAGGGGACAACUUCAGCUCUUUUCAGGACAUAGAGAACAGGGUCUGGAAGGGUAUUUUCGGGAUUCGGGAUUUGACCAAAAUACGGUGCGGGAAUUGGGAAAACGAUAAAUAAAUUGACGGGAUCCGGGAUUUGACUGUUCCCUGGAAAGCGGGACUUGCCAAAAAUUGGGCACGGGAUGCGGGAUUUAUGUUUGCCUGUCUGCCGGAAAUGCCGGAAACCUUUAAAAACACGCGUAAAUUCAAAAUAUCAAUCGAAAGGAUCAACCUACAUCUUACAUUUAUUAGUUUUUGUAGAAAUUAGACUUUUUAAUGUAUUUUUCUGAGAAAGAAAAGUGGUAUUCGGGAAACUGAUGAAAAACGUGGGGGAUGCCGGAUUCUCACGAAAAAGGGGCGGGAAUGCGGGAUCAGGACCCCCCUUCCAGACCCUGAGAGAAGUGUCUUAUUAAUCUAAGUGUUCCAUUUCAAGCCAAAGCAAAGCAUUGGCAUUUGCCAAAUUGAGAUCAUCAGUUAACAAUAGUUUUAUUGGUUUGUUUGCCAUGGUUUUGAAAU